This is a messenger RNA of Alosa sapidissima (American shad), 1280 nucleotides long. RefSeq lists its product as uncharacterized. The transcript is spliced from 2 exons. NCBI's taxonomy places the organism in Eukaryota, Metazoa, Chordata, Actinopteri, Clupeiformes, Clupeidae. The record is from RefSeq and is a predicted model, not a curated record. Bases 141 to 1280 code for a protein of 379 amino acids.
GGUGUUUUUUAAUCUAGCAGAUCUUCUUCAACGUUGUUUAUCUCUAACAUCGAGAGGGACCGUUUCCAAGACCACUCCGUCGAACCGUCACAUUUCUACUUUAAAUAUAAGCGGGGCUCUAUUAGGCCUACUGCAUUCAGAUGGAGACACAAUUCAGAAAGAAAUCGGCUGAUGGCAGUUUCUUUCUCAGUGAUUCCUUGGAGGCACUCGGUGUGAAAACAGAGAACCAGGAGAGCCCACUGUCGCACCCUCUUUCACCUGAUCAGGUUGCGGAGUCAACUAGGACGGCGGAUGUGCAACAAAGCAGUGGCCCAGACAACAGAAGUUGUGUGUUGGACCUUUGUCUCCCUGCUGCCUGGAUAUCUGUUUUACCUCCCCUGGACCAGCAGUGGAUUUCCAGGGCACUCUUCAAGUGGUCACAAACUGGACAGCCAGAGCUGGACUUUGCCAUUUUGGAUAAGAAGUGGUGGUAUCCCCCGCAGCUUUCACCUGCCCCCACUGCUAUUCCAGCAAUGGUGAGGUACUUUGGACAUCCCUUCUUUGUCUGGAUGCCGAUGAAGGUCUGGCAUGUGCAGCUGUUCUGUCCACACACAGAGUGUGGAAAGGAGCUCACCUUUGCAGGACUGCACCAGCAGAUCCGGCGUGUUGUUGGCCUCAGCACCACCUACUUCCUGGAAACGGAGGACCUCCGCUGUAAGGGCUGCAAUAGGACAGUGGCUAGCUGGAGCCACAGCAUUGUGCAUCAGUUGGACGUCUGCCACCAAGUCCAGUUUCCUUGUCUCCUCUCCGCCGAGCUGGGCUGUGACAUGCAGGUGGUGCGGCAGCUGCGACUGAGGGGCCCCGGGAAGAGCAUCGGCCAGUUUCAGACCCAGCUGGAGGAGCAGCACACAGAGGCUUGGUUGCAGAAACAGGUCCAUUUCCUGACCGAUUUCAGGAGACUAAUGCAAGCGGUUGUGUCUGGACUGAAAGCUCCGGUCAUGCUUGGGGAUUUGCCCACUAUGCUCCCAGUUCCAAAGAAUCGCUGGCUGAUGCAGGCGUAUUCCCAGGACGUGCUUAGCCGGCUGAAGGAGACAAAAGCGUCCAUCACCUCCCAGUUUGAACGAAUGUUAAAAAUGGACUCGACCAAAAGAAUCGUCAAGACGCUGGCAGGGGAGAGCGAUGCAACAUCAUCCUGGGUCACCAGCAUCAUCAAUGAGCACGGUCAGGUGAUCAUUUCCGUGCUUACGGCCAGCAAGGGCAGAGACCUGGGAAAGAUGAUCGGUGAUCGAUGGCGUCGUUAG